Penicillium malachiteum is the source of this 258-nucleotide messenger RNA. RefSeq lists its product as uncharacterized. Bases 1 to 258 code for a protein of 85 amino acids. Lineage: Eukaryota; Fungi; Ascomycota; Eurotiomycetes; Eurotiales; Aspergillaceae. The transcript has a single exon. The record is from RefSeq and is a predicted model, not a curated record.
AUGCCACCCUCAAACAAACUCGCAGACUUGUCAAACUCGCGCAUUUUGACCCCCAGAGAUGCCAAACGACUCGCAAAGAACUCAGUCCAAUCCGUCGCUGAAUUGUCAGAGCCCCAAUAUGCCUCUCUACAACGAAAAUCUAUAAAUGCCGGCACCCCCUCUCACCUCAAGGUGGCACCUCCCAUCAACCUUCAGCCGUUUCCGUCAACGCUACGCCUCCCUCCCACAGCCCGUACGCCGCGGCCUUGGGGCCCUUAA